GCAGCAGCAGCAGCAGCAGCAACAACAACACCGGCAAUGCCAGCUGGCUCAGAAGGAUCUUCUCAGUUCUGGAGCGACUUUUGGAACACUCUCCACCAAUUCACUCAUCCAUUCUCAUCCACCUUCUUUGAUUCCCUCUUCCCCGACAGCGGCAACAGCAAUCAGCCAGAACCACAACCACUGACACAGGCACAACCAACUGGAACUGAGUCUAGAACUGCAGCUGGAACUGGUGCAGGUGGCACACGGCACUUCAAGGACGAGGCCUCGUUUGAAAAGUUCUGGCGCGGGCUGCAAAAGGGCACGUAUCACCAUGAGAGCAACCCGAAUACGCCGCUGGAACAUGUCCAAGCUGCAUGGAUCGACUUUAAGUCUGCAACCUCUGGGUUCAUUUCUUCAAUCGAGUGGCAGCAGACGUGGAUACAGCUGAUUCUUGCCAUGCACUUGAUCAUAUUCAUUGCUAUUAUCCUCCUCCGCAACAAACCCAAUCCUCUGGCUGCCAUGUUCUUCUGUAUCAUUGUAUUGACUGCUCUAUCUGAGCCAUUGAAUAGUAUUGGAAGUCGCCAUUGGCAACUGUUUUCUGACGACAACUACUUUGACGCUCAUGGAGUCUUUACAAGUAUUGUCUGGGCCGCUCCUCUCCUCACGAACGCGAUCCUCGCAGUGCUGUUGUUGCUUCGAACUACGGUGAAGAUGCUGGUGAAAGUGAAGAGGGAACAACUCAAGGAUAGUAAGCGCAAGAAGCAGCAAUAAAAGAAACAAUCAUGUACUUCCUAC
Gamsiella multidivaricata is the source of this 777-nucleotide messenger RNA. RefSeq names its product transmembrane protein 18-domain-containing protein. The record is from RefSeq and is a predicted model, not a curated record. The transcript has 4 exons. Lineage: Eukaryota; Fungi; Mortierellomycota; Mortierellomycetes; Mortierellales; Mortierellaceae. The coding region runs from base 37 to 753 and encodes 238 amino acids.